Molecule: messenger RNA, 558 nt
Organism: Nannospalax galili (Upper Galilee mountains blind mole rat)
Lineage: Eukaryota; Metazoa; Chordata; Mammalia; Rodentia; Spalacidae
Product: DNA-dependent protein kinase catalytic subunit-like
Exons: 5
Coding region: 25-558 (177 amino acids)
Source: RefSeq, a predicted model, not a curated record
CGUGCGCAGAGCGGCGCUGGUGCCAUGGCAGACGCCGGUUGCGGGGUGCGCGGCUCACUGCUACAGCUGCAGGAGCUGCUGAGCGAGCAGAACCACUGUAGCGCAGCUGGGGUCGGCCAUCAGCUGAUCCGCGGCCUCGGGCAGGAGUGCGUGUUGGGCAGUCGAGCAGCCGCGCAGGCAUUGCACACUUCCUUAGUUUUUUCCAAAGAUUUUGGUUUACCUGUAUUUGUCCGGAAGUCACUUAGCAUUGAUGAAUUUCGGGACUGUAGAGAAGAAGCCCUAAAAUUUUUAUAUAUUUUUGUAGAAAAAAUUGGCCAGAAGGUCAUGCAUUAUUCUCUUGAUAUUAAGAAUACUUGUACCAGUGUAUAUACAAAAGAUAGAGCUGCCAAGUGUAAAGUUCCAGCCCUAGAUCUUCUGAUUAAGUUACUUAAGGUACUGAGAAGUUCUAGACUCAUGGAUGAAUUUAAGAUUGGAGAAUUAUUUAACAAAUUUUAUGGAGAACUUGCAUCAAAAACAAAAAUACCCGAUACAGGUAAGAUAUGGUUUUUCAACAACUAA